Helianthus annuus (common sunflower) is the source of this 1537-nucleotide messenger RNA. Its product is annotated as aldehyde oxidase GLOX1. The transcript has a single exon. The record is from RefSeq and is a predicted model, not a curated record. Bases 41 to 1537 code for a protein of 498 amino acids. NCBI's taxonomy places the organism in Eukaryota, Viridiplantae, Streptophyta, Magnoliopsida, Asterales, Asteraceae.
AUCAUGGUACUUGCUCCACCCAAACAUUGGGAUCUCCGCCAUGCACAUGCAACUCCUUCCAAACGACCGUGUCUUAAUAUACGACCGUACUGAUUUCGGAAUCUCAAAUAUCUCUCUUCCAAAUGGCAAAUGCCGCCCCAACUCUGACGAUUGCUCUGCCCACUCCGUCGAGUACGACGUCGCAUCGAACUCCGUUCGUCCUCUAACCGUCCUCUCCAAAGUCUGGUGCUCGUCGGGCAGCUUAAUGCCCGACGGGACCGUAACUCAAACUGGCGGCUCUGCUGACGGCGCUUUGGUCGUCAGGACUUAUAACUCAUGUGACACGUGUGACUGGCAAGAGGUACCAAAUGGGUUAGUUGCUGAAAGAUGGUAUGCAACCAAUCAUAAACUGCCCGACGGCCGACAAAUAAUCAUCGGCGGUCGGGGGACGUUUAACUACGAGUUCUACCCGAAGACACCGGAGACUGCUGCCGCGGUGGAUUUCCCCUUUCUAACUGAAACAAAUGAUCCCAAUAUGGAGAAUAAUCUAUACCCAUUUGUAUUUCUCUAUCCGGAUGGCAAUUUGUUUAUUUUCGCGAAUAAUCGCGCCAUUUUUUUCGACUAUGUGAACAACCAAGUUGUUAAAAAUUUUCCAAAGAUCCCCGGUGACGACCCGAGAAACUAUCCGAGCACCGGGUCGGGUGUACUACUCCCAAUGCGGGUUGUACAAGGGUGUGUACCUGAGGUUGAGUUUAUGGUUUGUGGAGGUGCACCUAGAACAGCAUUCCUCAAUGCAAUGAAUGGGGUGUUUGAUGGGGCUUUGGAUACUUGUGGUCGGAUCAAGAUAUCCGACCCGGAUCCGCAAUGGGUUAUGGAGUCUAUGCCUAUGGCACGUGUCAUGGGUGACAUGUUGUUGUUACCAAAUGGUCAUGUUUUGAUUAUUAAUGGCGCGUCAGCCGGGGCGGCUGGGUGGGAAUACGGGCGUGACCCGGUUUUAACCCCCGUGGUUUACCGAGCAGGUGACCCGGUUGGGUCAAGAUUCGAGAUGCAAACCCCGGCCACCAUACCUCGAAUGUACCAUUCAACAGCGGUUUUGCUUCGAGAUGGUCGGGUUCUGGUUGGUGGAAGUAACCCGCACGAUAAAUAUGAAUUUUCAAACGUACUUUAUCCGACUGAAUUGAGCUUGGAGGAGUUUUCGCCUUCGUAUUUGGAUUCUGACGUGUCAGGGUUACGCCCAGUUAUAAUCUCACCCGUGACGGGUGCUAAUAUGAAGUAUGGUGAUCAAGUGCUUAUGCAAUUUGCAGUUUCAGACAAUUUGGACCCGAAUUCGGUCAUGGUAACAUUAGUGGCGCCAUCGUUUAACACGCACUCGUUUUCGAUGAAUCAAAGGUUGUUGGUUCUUGAUAGUUGCCCUGUCACAACAGAUCCUGAAAGUUCUAACUACCAAGUUAGUGUGGCAAUGCCGCCUACCGGAAACAUCGCUCCGGCAGGAUAUUAUCUACUGUUUGUGGUGCAUCAAGAUAUUCCAAGUGAAGGCGUUUGGAUAAACAUACAGUGA